AUGCAAGUGCUAUGGCGUGAGGCACUGGAAGGGAACUGUCCAAUUACGGUGGACAAGUUCCUUUACUGUUAUAAGCCCUUGGAGAUAAAGAAAUCUACUGGUUUUUACCAGUUCUCGUCCAGGGGCUCUUAUUACAGUUUAAUUAAGGGUUGCAACUCAUCUGACCGGCUUUGGAAAAAAGAAUUUUUUGUUAUUUCUGGAAAUUGGACUGGGGACCCAGCUGAUGUGGGUAGUCCCCCCUUCUCACCUUUUACCAGCCCUCUAGGUCGUCUUCGUCCUGAGGCUGUUGUUCGUCCACGCUUGGACAAAUUUUAUUUGGACCAGAUAGACGUGGUUCAUACCUUCCCUGGGAGAACCUUCCACGAUUUGGCUGGGAAGAGGAAGUCUAAGUCAAUAUCCAGUGCCGUGGACCUGGACGACCUUCCAAGUCGUCGAGGCCCUAAGCAGCAAAAGCCUGGUAAGACUUCCCUUCCCAAGGUCCCCAAGUUUGCACCUCCGACAGUGAACUUGGACGAACCUCUGGUGGAUGUGGAGCCCGUCCAAACAAUCCAUCCCAUCCAGACCGAUCCUCCCCCUCCACCCAAAGCUUCUCGCAAGCCUAGCUCGUCGGAGCCCUCUAAUCGUCCUUCCAAUCUGGUUCUGGACGAGGGUUAUGCAUGGAGGACGUUCAAAGGGAUCGUCACUGAUCGUGAAGUUAAUGAGUGCUACAACAUGUCAGUGAAGGAGUUUGAACGUUUUGGCAUCCAUGACCUUUUUAAGGAGCUUGCUACAGAGGCUAAGACAGCUAAGGACAAAGCUAAGGAGCUGAACAAUGAAGUUCUGCUAAAAAAGGGGGAGGUCCUUAGGUUGACCGAGGAUUUUAAUCGUCUACAAGGAAGUGAGACGAAACUGAAGAACGAGGUGGAAGAGCUUAAAGCUGAUAACUUGGAGAAGGAUACCCGUAUCAUCCAUCUCGAAGGACAAGUCUCUGAGUUUGCCUCGUCUUUAGAAAAAGUACGUGAAGAAACCAUAGCAGCCUUUAAGAAGUCUGACGAGUACAAGAAUCGUCCAGACUGCCACUACACAGCUGGCUAUGAGGACUUUUGUGCUGAUGCUAAGGAGGCAUAUCCUAACUUGGACUUCAAUUCUUUUAAGCUUCCCCUCGCUACUGAAAGUUCCUUGUUGCAGACGAGUUCUGAGGACGUCAACAUAAUGGACGAUGCUAACACCGAAGUGGCCCAGGACGGCCCUAAGACUACCAAGUGA
Molecule: messenger RNA, 1245 nt
Organism: Quercus robur (English oak)
Lineage: Eukaryota; Viridiplantae; Streptophyta; Magnoliopsida; Fagales; Fagaceae
Exons: 4
Coding region: 1-1245 (414 amino acids)
Source: RefSeq, a predicted model, not a curated record